UCUUUUCUCGUGAGGCACUUGUAAACAACCAGCAGCUGUUCUCCACGUGAACAAAACUGGAGAAGAGGUGGACCGACUUCUUUAUCUUCGCCGACAUCCCGGAAAAUGCCAUUAUUCGUACGCUACAGCCAUUUUCACUUUUGUUUCUUCAAUACCCCCAAUUCUUCGCCUUUUAACACAACCUAAUUCCAAUUUUGUCACAUAAAUUUCCACAUAGUCUUCUGCCUAAAUUUUUGUAUUGUGCUACAUUUAAUGUAGAAUUCCUUCGUAACAUGAUGCAAGAAAGCCUUCAGAACAGCUGCGUCUCCCUUGUUGCUGUGUGGUGGCUGCAGCCGCGCGGGGAGAAUUCAGACUCUGCGGGAACGCUUCAAAGCUUCAUCCAGGGAAAGUUUCUGGUGGAGAUGACUGACAUAUUGCGGCUGGUGAACGAUGAGGACAGGCGGACUCUGCGAGUUUUCUCCCAGCUCUCUAAAAACGAUAUUGACGGUGUUUGGACAGCAAUAUCCUCCUACAUCAAACGUCAGAUGACCUUGCAGAAGGGGGUCCACCUGUCAGGGCUGGGGACCUUCACAUUUUCUAAGCAGGAUUUGGACAUAGGAAACAAGCCCACAAAGAUCCUACAACCCACCUUCAUCGUGGCUGGGAAACUAGUCCAUUCUCUGGGUUUAAAGCAGACCAGACCACUAGCUGCUGCAACACACCUGCCAGUGGUGCAACUGAACUUUGUAGCUGUGUCACAAGAGAUUCCUUUCAGCCGUGAUGAAGUGGAGGGCUGUUAUAGAGAAACUCUUCUACUGCUCUUCAGAGCUUUGGACUCUGAAAAAAAAUUAUCCCUCUUCUUCAAUGGAAUAGGAGUACUGUCCUUUAAGAGUAACAAGGUCCAGAUGAAAUUUAACAGGGAUUUUAUGAACGCAAUGGAAGGAACUGGUAGACAGCUGACAGGCUUAAAAACUAGAGCUGGUAGCAGUGUGUCUUCACUCCCUGAUGGAUUGUCUAAGCCUCAAAGACCCCCGACUGCCGACCCUGUCAUCCUGCCCACUGUCUGCUUUCCUCAGCUUGAUAACAAAGCUGGUGACAAAGAUGGAGAGGGCUUGUCACCAACUCUAAAGUACAAGAAUGCAGGAGAGGUUCCCCAACAGAGAGAGCCUAAAUCCAAUCAGACACUGCAGCCUGCCAAGCUGAAAGCUGUCAGCCUGACUAAGGAACUGAAUCCAAACCCCCCUGUGGAGUCCACAAACAAGCCCACAAUGUCCAACUCACCCCAAAUGGCACCUGCUGAAGUGAAGGAUCAUCUUGAGAAUGUGAGCUGCUUGGGGAACACACAUGUUGGACAAGAACUGUGCUACCUGUGUACACAACGAGAACGAAGAAAUGUUCCAGUGUAUCUGAGGGAGCAGCAGCAGGCAGAGGAAAAAGCUCAAGAGAAACUCUUACUACUCAAUGAACAACUGAGAGACAAGCAUCAAAUGGAGCAAGAACGGGUGAAGUUAACUGAACAGCGUGACCAUGCAAAGCAGGUAGCUGCAUUUAAUAUGCAAAUGUCACAGAAGAAAGAGAAGAUUUCCUGUCCGAUCAUCCCUAAUACAUUUAUCUUUCCGGCUCGGCCCCUCACACCUCCAAGGAGGAUUCAACAGCAUUGUUACAUGAACAAUCUUCUGAGCCAGAUAGAGACCCAACAGAAACACAAGGCUAUAGAGCAACACAACCGUCUUCUCAUGGAGCACCUUGACCAGGUCCAGCUGAUCCAGGAGACAGCUUUGCAGAGGGCUCAGCUGCUCCAGCAGAAACAGGAGAAAACCAAAUAUUACAAGAAGGCUCUGGACAUUCAGAUGGGGAAUAAGAAGUGCAUGCAGAUGCCAGAGUGUCAGCCUGACCACCCAAGGUUCAACCGCUGUGAAAGUGCAGUCAGCAACGCAGAGAGUCGAGAAAGAGCACAGAAGCUCUUUCAGGUAAAUAUUAACACUGCCACUCAGAGGAAGAAGGAAGAACUGCAGAACCGCAAGUUACAGCUGGAGAAAGAAAGGGAAAUGCUAAGACACAACAAAAUGGAGCUUAUACUGGACCGCAUCAGUUUCUUUGAAAAGAAGCGUAACAUCAGUAAGUCACUAGAGGAUGAGUGGGGUCACAGCGUUACACUCAAACAUGAACGAGAGGAGGAGGAGAGGCGCUUUCUGAGGUCUGCCGGUCAGCUCCUUGUUGAUAAACUUACGGAAUACAGGCGUUGCUGUCAGUGUAAGAGGAAGACCUCCAACUGUGGAGAGACCAACAUCUGGAAAGAUUCUCGUCACCUCGCUGGCUCACAGUUCAUGAUCUGAAGAACAAUGAAGGUCAAGACUGACCCUUGGACAGCAGUACCUUAAAUCUGCAAUUCAUCAUGUUAUUAAAUAAUAUAUAUAUGAGGUAUUCUUUGUUGUUAUGGUUAACUGUCUUCUGUUGUAAUGGUUCCUUUGCUGGAUCUGUAUUUGAAAUUCAUGUCUGCUGUAAUUUGAUUUUAAUUAGAUUAUAGUUAUUUUGUCAAUAAGUUAAAAUAUUUCAUGUAACGUGGUUGUACCCAGAUUGGCUUUAUUUCUUUGUGAAAUGGAUUCAGUUAGAUGCAAGAAAUAUUUUAGAGAUAUUUAGGACCAUAUUGACAUGAUGGCAUUACUCAGUUGCUGUGGAUUUGUACUGAAUUUAUAGGCAUGGACAAAUUUGUUAGUACCCUUUGGUUAAUGAAAGAAAAACUCACAAUUGUCACAGAAAUAACUUGAAUCCGACAAAAGUAAUA
Molecule: messenger RNA, 2764 nt
Organism: Melanotaenia boesemani (Boeseman's rainbowfish)
Lineage: Eukaryota; Metazoa; Chordata; Actinopteri; Atheriniformes; Melanotaeniidae
Product: coiled-coil domain-containing protein 81-like
Exons: 17
Coding region: 273-2315 (680 amino acids)
Cellular component (GO): centrosome
Source: RefSeq, a predicted model, not a curated record